AUGGCCUUGCGGUGGUGGUGGUGGUGGUGGCGGUGCGGCGCCUCGUCCCGCCGGGCGCCGCCGCUCGGCUCCGUGCCGCGCCCCGGCCCCCGCGCCCCGCCGGCCCCCAGCGCGAUGUGUCACUUUACCCAAAGAAGUUCAGCUUUGUCGUUUCCAAAAAUAUGUAAUGUAUUUUGGCGGUUUCAUCAUACAAGUACAUCCCACUUGUGCAGCUGCAGUAAGACAGUUAGUGAUGAAAAAUACCAAGACCCUUUUCAACUUGGUAGAAAAGACUUGAAGAAUCUCUAUGAAGAUAUUAAAAAGGAAUUACUUGUUUCUGCAGCAGAACUUAAGGAAAUGUGUGAUUAUUACUUUGAUGGGAAAGGAAAGGCUUUUCGACCGAUGAUUGUGGUGCUAAUGGCUCGGGCUUGCAACAUUCACCAUAAUAAUUCCAAGGAGGUGCAAGCAAGCCAGCGCUCUGUGGCCAUAAUUGCUGAGAUGAUCCACACAGCCAGUCUAGUCCAUGAUGAUGUUAUUGACGAUGCAAAUUCUCGCAGAGGAAAAAGGACGCUUAAUCAAAUCUGGGGAGAGAGGAAGGCUGUUCUAGCUGGUGACUUCAUCCUCUCAGCUGCUUCUGUAGCUUUAGCCCGAAUUGGAAAUACUACUAUCGUCUCUGUUCUAACUCAGGUGAUUGAAGAUCUGGUGCGUGGUGAAUUCCUCCAGCUGGGUUCCAAGGAAAACGAGAAUGAGAGAUUUGCUCACUACCUCGAGAAGACUUUUAAGAAGACCGCGAGUCUUAUAGCAAACAGUUGUAAAGCAGUUUCAAUACUAGGCUGCCCUGAUCCCAAAGUUCAUGAGAUUGCAUAUCAGUAUGGAAAAAAUGUUGGCAUAGCUUUUCAGCUAAUAGAUGACGUGCUGGAUUUUACAUCAUGUGCCGACCGUCUGGGGAAACCAACAGCAGCAGAUCUCAAGCUUGGAUUGGCCACAGGCCCUGUCUUGUUUGCUUGUCGACAGUUUCCAGAAAUGAAUGCUAUGAUAAUGAGGAGAUUCAGUAGGCCAGGAGAUGUUGAACGUGCUUGGAAAUAUGUGUUGCAGCAUAAAAUCCACAUAAUAAAAGUAAAAAGCUCAUGCAUGAACUCAGUUCCUUCAGCUGAGGAGUAGCUGUAUCCAACAACUGGUGUAAGUGGCACAUCAUUACCAGUCAGUCUUGUAACUGCAGUGCACACCCCAUAUGAGUUUUAAUUGACACUAGUCUGAAAAGACUGAAUAAUGGUCUGUACAAAAUUAAUACCUAUUUUUCCAGAAUAGUACAUUUUUUUGCACAUCCCUACUUAGGGCAGGAGGGGAGGGGUUAAACCAUUAGUUUCUAAUAUAUUAUUAAUACCAGUGCUGUUUUGUAAGUAUACUUAAAAAUUUAACGUGGAUGAGUUUUAGCAUUUUGACACUUUGGGGAAGGUAUGUAGGAUUCCAUGAAUAUAGAACGAAUCCUCUUCCUUUCCCCUGCACAGUAUAAUUAAGCAUUCAGGGUACUGACUGACCUUAAAACCCCUGUACAGUGGGAGAGGCAAAA
This is a messenger RNA of Corapipo altera (White-ruffed manakin), 1549 nucleotides long. RefSeq names its product decaprenyl diphosphate synthase subunit 1 (gene PDSS1). Gene Ontology annotation, biological process: isoprenoid biosynthetic process; ubiquinone biosynthetic process. Gene Ontology annotation, cellular component: mitochondrion; transferase complex. The transcript is spliced from 11 exons. Lineage: Eukaryota; Metazoa; Chordata; Aves; Passeriformes; Pipridae. Gene Ontology annotation, molecular function: prenyltransferase activity. The record is from RefSeq and is a predicted model, not a curated record. Bases 1 to 1140 code for a protein of 379 amino acids.